AUGGAGGAACCGAACUUGGCUCAACCCCUGGCCGGCGUUCGUAUUGCCGAUUUCAGUCACGUGAUUGCCGGCCCGCUGGCGACCCAUUUCCUUUGCCUGCUUGGCGCAGAGGUAAUCAAGGUCGAGCCACCCACCGGGGACGUAUUGCGCAGCUACACAAGGCGGCGCGAGUUGCGCGGCAUGGCCGAGCCUUUCAUCGGCGCCAAUGCCGGAAAGAAGUCCAUCGUUCUUGAUCUCAAAUCCGAUUUCGGGCGCAAGGCCGCGCACAAGCUGAUCGCGACCAGUGACAUCAUGGUGGAAAAUUUCCGCCCCGGUGUCAUCGACAGGCUGGGCCUGGGAUAUGAAGGGCUCAAGCAGGAUAAUCCCGGCCUGAUCUUCUGUUCGAUUUCCGGCUAUGGCCAGUCCGGCCCGAUGCGCGAUUAUCCGGCCAUCGACCAGAUUAUCCAGAGCGUUUCGGGGCUUAUGAGCCUUUCGGGUGAACCCGGCAGCGGCCCCAUGCGCGUGGGCUUUCCCAUCGUCGAUACCUACAGCGCGCUUCUGGCCGCCUUCGCCAUUCAAUCGGCCUUUAUCCAGCGCGAGCGCGACCCCAAGGGCGCGGGCCAGCACAUCGACAUGUCGAUGCUCGACGCCUCGCUUGUCAUGAUGGCCUCGGUGGUCAACCCGAUGCUGAUCUCGGGCACCGAGCCGCGCCGCACGGGAAAUCGCGGUUUCUCUCUGGCGCCCACCGCCGACACGUUCGCCACCAGCGACCAGCCCAUCACCAUAGGCGCUGUGCAGCAGAACCAGUACGAGCGCCUUUGCACGGCGCUCGAGCGUCCCGAUCUUGUGGUCGACCCCCGGUUUGCCGAUGGCGACAGCCGCAUGGCGCACGAAAAGGAAUUGCAGGGCGAACUCGCUACCACGUUCAAAACCCGCACCGCGCUGGAAUGGGAGCGCAUCCUUUCGGCCGCGGGCGUGCCCGCCGGGGCGGUACGCCCGGUCCGCGACGUGCUCGCCCUGCCCCAACUCGAAGCCCGAGACCUUCAGAUCGAGCUCGAUGUGCCCAAUCCGGCUGUCGGGAAGACGUCGAUCCUCAACGCCGGCUUCAAGUUCGCCCAUGACGGUCCCGCCGUUUCCGAACCUCCCCCGACAUUGGGCCAGCAUACGAGCGAAAUCCUCGCCGAACUGGGCCUUGCCGAACAGGCGCUAUAG
This is a messenger RNA of Symbiodinium necroappetens, 1191 nucleotides long. NCBI's taxonomy places the organism in Eukaryota, Dinophyceae, Suessiales, Symbiodiniaceae. The record is from the annotation of a GenBank genome assembly.